UUUUCAGUGUUGGAAUGUAAUUUGGUGGUUUGUUAAAAAUUAAACAAAAUUUACGAACAGUAGUGAUUCUAUCAAUCAAGUAACUUUCGGUUGUGCUCGGCAAAAUUGUCUACACCGUAGCCAUGUCUUCCACGCCUUCUACUGGCGGCGUCAACUCAUUAGGUGCUCUCCCCCUCCCCAAUGAGAGCCAAAUGGGGGGAGUGAAAGUGCAGCAGAAGAGUCAGAAAUACCCGGAGAGGGAGUUGAAAAUCAGAAUAGAGGACGACUUCUGCUACAACAACAACGUUCUCAAUGCCCCCACGCAGAUUCGAUUAGGCUUCAUCAGGAAGGUGUAUGCAAUCCUGACUGCACAGCUGUGUGCCACUGUGUUCGUCUGCUCUAUUUUCAUGCUCAAUGAGUCAGCGAAGACUUUCAUUCAGUCCAACCAGUGGCUGGUGUUUGUGCUGGCCUUUGCUACUCUAGGAGUUUUGAUUGGGAUGCAGGUGAACAGGAACAAGUACCCCACAAACUUCAUCCUCCUCGCCACAUUCACUUUAAUGGAGAGUGUGAUGUUGGGAUCCCUGGUGACAUUCUACGAUAGUGGUCUGGUGCUGGAGGCAUUUGCCAUCACCCUCUCCCUCACUGUGAUGCUCAUGUGCUAUGCCUCCCAGACUAAACACAACUACACCUCUUGUGGUGCAGCUCUCCUCGUCUCUCUCUGGCUUCUCAUUCUAGCACCACUCUUCCAGCUCUACUUCCAGUCCGACUCUUUUGAGUUGAUGGUGAGUGUGGGCGGUGCAGGUGUGUUUUGUCUCUUCAUCAUUGUUGACACUCAACUCAUUAUGGCCAAAGUGUCCCCUGAGGAGUACAUUGUGGCCUCGAUUGAACUCUACCUGGACAUCAUCAAUCUCUUCAUCUACAUCCUGCGCAUACUCAAGGCCACCAGAAGAGACUGAACAACGGAACUGAACGAAAAUGAACAAAGACUGAACAAACAACAAUUCACUCACUACUCAACAAUUCACCCUUUACUCAAAAUAGUUAAUUUCAAAUCGAUAAGCGGGUUCUAGCUGGAAGGAUCUAUCGAUUUUAGCUGAUCAAAAUUUUGAAGACUAUAAAAAUUAUAUAUAUUUUUCGAAAAUGUAUAUCCAUUUCAAAAAUGUAAACGUAUUGAAAAAAUGGUAAAUCAACAGGCCAAUCCAUUCAAAGAGUGCAUAGACAACGAGCAUAAUUUUUUAUUAUUGAAGCAAAUGAUCAAGAAUCUCAAUGCUUUAACUUGAAUGAAAAAUAUAAUAUGAAGAAAACAACCUUAGUAAUAUUACAUUUCUGAUAUACAUCACUGAUAUAUUUCUGCUUCCUUUGUUUUGGUUGUAAAUUACACGAAUACUUUAUACAACUGGAAGACAGAACCGCGAUAGAAUGAUAGCAUUUUUCUAAUUAAGCACGAAGUGUAGAAUGAUAUAUGCGAUGAGUUUCUGAAAAUAUUGAUUGAAGCGACAAAAUCUUAAAGAGGUAUGAAUUCGCGGUAGUCGAAGUUGGAUCAAUACCAAGACGCGGGAAGUGAUUACCCUUAGUGAUGCUCUUUCUUAUGAUUUGUAGUCUAAUAGGUUCGGAUCUAAGGUUGAUAGUGUUAUGCAGUUUUUGCUUGGCACUCUCAACCAGUAGAUGGGAUUUUUUUGUCGCUUCUGUGGCUUAAAUGUAAAUAUGUUAGAUUAAAAUCUUUAAUGAACCAAUUUUUCGAUGUCAAAGGGAAAUAAAAUUAAUUCUUUCAGUGGAA
Molecule: messenger RNA, 1756 nt
Organism: Symsagittifera roscoffensis
Lineage: Eukaryota; Metazoa; Xenacoelomorpha; Acoela; Convolutidae
Product: protein lifeguard 4-like
Exons: 5
Coding region: 123-935 (270 amino acids)
Biological process (GO): negative regulation of apoptotic process
Source: RefSeq, a predicted model, not a curated record